Paramecium tetraurelia is the source of this 1999-nucleotide messenger RNA. RefSeq lists its product as uncharacterized. Lineage: Eukaryota; Ciliophora; Oligohymenophorea; Peniculida; Parameciidae. The record is from RefSeq and is a predicted model, not a curated record. The transcript is spliced from 6 exons. Gene Ontology annotation, cellular component: axoneme. Gene Ontology annotation, molecular function: beta-tubulin binding; microtubule binding.
AUGCCUCCAAAAGCUCCACCUCCUAAAAAAUUGACAAAGAAAGAAUUAAAGGAAAAAGCUGAACAAGAAAAGAAAGAAAGAGAAGAGCAAGAGAGAAUUCGAAAGGAAGCAGAAGAGAAAUAAAGGCAAGAAGAGGAACGGUUACGAAAAUAGGAAGAAGAAAGAUUGGCUUAAGAAGAAAAGGCAAGACUUUAAGAAGAAGAGAUUGAGAAUGAAGUUUAGAGAAGUGUUUUUAAGGAAAAUCUAGAUAAUGCAAAGAAAGUAGCUAGAGCAAACGAUGACUGGGAUAAAUUUUUGAUAUGCUCAAUAAAACCUGACAUCACGUAGGAGUCUUAAUUGACAACAUUCAUCACUAUGCUUAGAGAAUAAAAGAUAAUUAAUGAAUUAAAGGUUCCAGAAGAACUCCAAAAAUUAUAACAAGCAGAGAAUAUUGAAAGAGACAUUCAUAGAUUCUUAACAUAACUAAAGGCUGAAAGGAAGUUAUAAUAAAACCAAUAAUAAUUACAAUAACAAUAAUAGCAAUAAAUCUUUUAAAAUGACACUGUGGCUAGAAAUAAAUUAUAUAUUACUCAAAUUAGAGAGAUAAUUAUUAAAAAGCUUGAAGAGAUCAAUACUUAAAUGGUAUUAAAUGCCGAACUAUUUAUUGAUGAAAAAUUUGCAGAAUUAACUAAAAAGGCAAAUGAAGGAGCAAAGGGAACAUUUAAGUUGGAUGAUAAAACUAAAUAAGAAGUGAUCAAGACUUUCCCACCCACUGAGGACUUUAAGUAUGGUAUAUUCAUUUACCCAUCCAACAAACCAUCUGGUUACAGACAUAAACCUAAUGAAUAUCCAGAAUUAUAAUUAGCAGUUGAUGUUCCAAGGUCAAUCUCUGUAUUCCUUCAAAAAAUAAUAUGGACUUCCUUCGAUAAUUAUUCUCCUGAUACUUAUAGCAAAUAUAGAAUUGUUGGAGGUGUUUUAGAUAUAGAAUAUUUACAGAUGUUGCCUCCCCCUAAGAAAGUCAAUACAUGGACAUUGAAGUCCAAUUAUGAAUUGAAGGAAACUGUAAAAAGAUUAGCCUUUGAAUUAAAUGCAACAUUUAAGGUUUCUUAUUAACUUCCUUCUUAUAUUUGGAUUCCAAACAAGGAGAAUUAAAAAGUAUGGAGAGUAGCAUUCUUUGAUCGUGUUAGUGAAUAAUGGAUUACCGAUGGAGUUGAGGAUGCUAAGUUGGAUAAAGGAACCAAUAUUGUGGCAAGUGUUCCUAAAUUAGGUCCUAUUGGAUUAUUGCAAGAGAGAUGUCUGGAUUAUCCAUACAAGAGUUUUAAAUUAAGAUGUGUUGGAAAUGAAAAAGCUAUUUUAGAUAUUUAGGGAGCAAGAGAUUUAUUCAAAUUUGAAAUUGGUCCAGGAUAUAUUCAAUUAUUGAAGAAAGACACAGAAUUCUAACACUUUGCAUACAAAAAACUAUUGGUGGGAGCCUUAUUCUAUGAAUUAUACAGAAGUGGCGUUAAUUUUAUUCCUGUGAAUGAGGAUGCCUAAUCUGCUAAUAUUGUUUAAAAGGAUGAGGGUGCAGAAGAGUUAGCCUUGAAUGAUUUAUCUGAAGCAGUUAGAGGAUUCUACAUCGAGUCAAGCAGAUGGAACAAUAGUGAUACAGGUCCAUAAAUAGUAGUGAAGCUUAAAGAAAACCCAGAAUUUGAUGAGGAAUUUGCAGAGAAUUAAGAAAAAGACUGGAAAACCAUAAAAUGGUGGAAUAAUAAAUGUGCAAUCAUUCAAGCCAGAGAUUCACAUUAAAAGUGCAAUUAGGCACUUUUGCAGGAUACCGAAACACAUUGCAACUUAGAGGUGUUACUGAAAAUGCAUUCAUUGACUACUCAAGAGACUUUAGGAAGGAUGAAAGAUUUGCAUUACGUUAUUUUUAUUGAAACCAUAUAAUAGGUAUUAAGAAUAACUAAAUUAUUAUCGUUUACAGUUAGAGAUUGAAUUCUUAUGUCUUUAUUAUAUUUUAUAUUUGGAUUAUCAGUUUUUU